AUGAUAGGCCAGGUGGUCCGCCAGGAAGUCGACCUCGGUCUCGGUCCGUUUGGAAUGAUCUACAGCAGGACAAAAGCCGUAGAUUUUUCUACGUUUCUUUCUUUCGAUGCUCAAUCGAUUCUAUCCAGGAAGGGCACCCCUGAAAUCAACCCGUGGGGGUUCCUGUUCCCACUGACGGGGACAGUGUGGGGUACGGUGGCGGCGGCACUGGCGGUGGUGUGGCUGGCCACACUGCUGGUGGGGCGCCGACCUGGAGCCUCUGUUUCCCUGACCUGGACAGGAGAAGUGUUUCUGCAGAACGUGCGGGUCUUCCUUAACCAAGGUCUGGCGGGCGUUGUGCUUGGACAAGGCGGGGUGGUAAUGUUGGGGUCGUGGGUGGUGGUGGCGGCCGUGGUGUUCUGGAGCUACACGGGCAACCUCACCUCCUUACUGGCGGUGAGAUACAUUCCACAACCCAUCCAGACUGUGAGGAUUCUACUUGACGAUCCUUCCGUGACUGUCAUCAGGAUUCCUAUGACUUAUUUUGCGGAAAGUAUAUCGAAAAUUGAAUCAGGAGAGUUGCGAGAGCUACACGACCUGGAUAAAGUGGGUCGUGUGAUUUACGAGACUUCAGAUUUAUAUUCAAUGGUUGAAAAUUACGUGCGUCAUGGCGGCUACUCCCUCAUAGAUGCUGCCUUUUCUCUUGAUCUCCUGAUGGCUGACAGCUUCCUCAAAACAAAAACGUGUGACUUUUACAAGUCAAGACAGACGAUGUUCUUUACUGGGGCCUACGUGAUCAUGGAAAAAGGCAAUCCCUUGUUGCCAGCCGUCGACCACAGGAUAAGAGCGAUUGUGGAAUCCGGGUUGUUUGAGCACUGGAUGAACAACGAACUCCAUGCAUACCGCAGCAACUGCCAAUUCUCGCCCUCCAUCAUCUUGGUGAGGGAGCCGCUGUCCCUCGCCAACCUCUGGGGGUUGUUCUUAGUGCUCGGGACAGGAAUGCUGUUGGCAGCGAAUGUCUUCUAUCUGGAGCUGAGCGUUCCCCCGAAGCCAACAAGCAAACCAUGAAGAAGCCGUGUAGUUCAACUUGUCCUCCUCGUCCGAGGUGAUGCACCAGCCUGCAGCCUCCACACUUGGCAGUGUUUGGCGCGCACUCCUGUCAUUUCAUCACGUUACUUCGUGCUUACAUUAAUCUUCUCUUCUCAAUA
Molecule: messenger RNA, 1187 nt
Organism: Scylla paramamosain (green mud crab)
Lineage: Eukaryota; Metazoa; Arthropoda; Malacostraca; Decapoda; Portunidae
Product: glutamate receptor ionotropic, delta-1-like
Exons: 7
Coding region: 1-1047 (348 amino acids)
Cellular component (GO): membrane
Molecular function (GO): ligand-gated monoatomic ion channel activity
Source: RefSeq, a predicted model, not a curated record